UGGUGGUCAUUCACUAUUAUUUAUUGAACUUUAUCAUCAUUAUCAAUCAGUAUUUAACUUUGAUGCUCAUUCACUCUCGAUUGGUCUCUUUCUUCAGCAACCAACUAUUCGACAACAUGCACAACUACUUCAAACACUUCCAUCCAAUGAUACGCAGCCAAUUCGAUGGCAGUCACUACAUAUCAAUCAAGGUAAAACAUUUUUGAAUUAA
Adineta steineri is the source of this 211-nucleotide messenger RNA. NCBI's taxonomy places the organism in Eukaryota, Metazoa, Rotifera, Eurotatoria, Adinetida, Adinetidae. The record is from the annotation of a GenBank genome assembly.